AUGUUAUCGUCGGCCUUUGUCUUUGUCCUACUAGGCCUCGGCCAUGUGGCCUCCGCUAUCCCACAAGCCAAUUAUUUGAUCCCCCGUCCUCCAGCAACCGAAACUGUGACUUCAUUGAUCGAAGUAACCAACGAAGUUACUGUCACAGUUUGCGGUUCUCAAUGCGCCACCACGAUAACCGUGACUGAGAGUGCGCCGCACUCGCACGCUUGCGGUCCACCCAGCUCCAGCUCCAAGCCCACGACAUUGACCUCGGCGACUUUGCCAUGGAUCAGUAUUCCACCUCGGUCCUCUUCUUCGACAAAUUAUGUCAUCUCGAAUUCCGAUAGAUCAUAUUCGUCUACCCUCAAGGGUACCGGCUCUUCUUCAGCGUCUGUUACCAAGACUACCGUCGUCGGUACAACCGUGGUCUCCCAGCUGCCCAGUGCCGGGACGCUGACUUCUACAUCCACUUGGAGAGCUAAUAACACAUUAACCAAGUCCCUUUCACUCAGUCUCACCUACAUCACGGGGACCGGCACUAUUGGUACCAUCAGCAGGCUGUACCCUUCUUCUAGCGUUUGGAGCAAUACCACACGCAGUUUUUCCAAAACUCGAACCGGGGCUACCACCACCAAUGUGGUCUUGCCGACCGCCACCGUCUCGACACUCUCAUCCAUCUCAUCUGUUGCUGAGACGACCUCUGCUCCUUGCACCACUUACGGCUGUCCCUCUUACACAACCCUCACAUACACCACAGUCAUCAACACCACCGUUUCGGACCAACUACCUGGCGCCAGCACUCUCUUGACAGGCGGUACGCGUUCCGCCUCCCGUACCACCCUUAGGUCUACGAUCGUAGUCACGGUGACUCGCAGCGUUCCUUCGAGUACUGGUACUGCCUAUAGCUCAUCAAGCUUUGGCACAUUUGUUUCCAGUAGAUACUCUUCCAAACUAACUCGCACCAGUUCGAUCAGGCUGUCUGCCACUCUGAGUUACGGCACCACAACUACUGCGUCUUCCGCCCGAACGUAUACCACUUCCCGGGCCAGCAUGGAAUCCACUUCUGAUUCCACCGCAAUUAGUACUCCAGAAUCCUCCGCCAGAGCCAUUCCUUGCACAUCCCAUGCCGAAAGCACCUCUUCCGCCGUCUCUUCCCUGAGAACCACCGUUCAAAGCGCCCUGCCAUCUACUGUUACUUCUUCAAGCUCCAUUUCUGGGAGUUACGAGUACACCGUUUCAUCCUCAAAAGCAACCAUCCAAAGCGCGAAGCCAUCGGUCGUGACUGUCAGUACUGCUAUCACAGGAGGCUACGAUGACUUCCCGACGCCCUCUCCAAAAACAACUGUCAAUAGCGCCAAACCAUCCCUUGUGACCAGCAUCCCAGGUGGCUAUGAAUAUCCGUCAGCCUCCGGCGAUUUGAGCUCGACUAAGCAUGACCACUCUACCCGCACGCCCGGAACCACAGUAGAGAGUGCUUUGCCCUCUCUGGUUACACCCUCAUCGGCCCGGUUGUCAAGCAGCCCCACCACAUUCGUAACCCAAACAAACGGAGAGUCUCUGACCAGCUCAGUCUCAAUCCCAGGAGGUUAUGAACUCAAUCACUAG
Messenger RNA from Colletotrichum truncatum, 1587 nucleotides. RefSeq lists its product as uncharacterized. The record is from RefSeq and is a predicted model, not a curated record. NCBI's taxonomy places the organism in Eukaryota, Fungi, Ascomycota, Sordariomycetes, Glomerellales, Glomerellaceae.